Aspergillus japonicus CBS 114.51 is the source of this 1533-nucleotide messenger RNA. RefSeq names its product Mov34/MPN/PAD-1 family protein. Gene Ontology annotation, molecular function: metallopeptidase activity; protein binding; deNEDDylase activity. The transcript is spliced from 3 exons. Bases 88 to 1161 code for a protein of 357 amino acids. Gene Ontology annotation, biological process: protein deneddylation. The record is from RefSeq and is a predicted model, not a curated record. NCBI's taxonomy places the organism in Eukaryota, Fungi, Ascomycota, Eurotiomycetes, Eurotiales, Aspergillaceae. Gene Ontology annotation, cellular component: COP9 signalosome; cytoplasm.
CCAGACUUAAACAUCCUAGACAAUCCUUACCUCACAACCCGACCUUCUCUUCACUAAUUUCACAUCACCAACCAAGCACAACCCACCAUGGAACAAGCAGCUCUGCGGUCCUGGGACCUCGAAAACGCAACCACCCUAAUCGACCCGCACCGCGACACACUCUACGCCUACUCAGAAGAAACGCACCGGACGCUCUCGGCGCAACGCCCGUGGUCCAAAGACCCCCACUACUUCAAGACCGUCCGAAUCUCGGCCCUCGCCCUCCUAAAGAUGGUCAUGCACGCGCGGUCGGGCGGCUCGCUCGAGGUCAUGGGCCUGAUGCAGGGGUACAUCCUGCCGGAAACCUUCGUGGUGACGGACGCGUACCGGCUGCCGGUGGAGGGGACGGAGACGCGGGUGAACGCGCAGGAGGAGGCGAACGAGUACAUGGUGUCGUACCUGCAGUCGUGCCGGGACGCGGGCCGCAUGGAGAACGCCGUGGGGUGGUACCACAGCCACCCGGGCUACGGGUGCUGGCUGUCCGGGAUCGAUGUCACGACGCAGGACAUGCAGCAGCUGGGGGGCCCCUUCGUGGCGGUGGUGAUCGAUCCCGAGCGCACGAUCUCGGCCGGCAAGGUCGAUAUCGGGGCGUUUCGGACAUUCCCCAAGGAUUAUGUGCCGCCGAAGGGCGGGGAGCAGCAUUUGGGCGGCGGGGAGGAGGAUGGGGAGGAUACAGCCCCUAAUGGUGGUGGUGGGGCCGGGUAUCAGUCGGUGCCGUUGAGUAAGGCCGAGGAUUUCGGCGCCCAUGCCUCCCAUUACUACUCGCUCGAGGUCGAGAUCUUCAAGAGUACCCUCGAUGCCCAGAUCCUCGACCUGCUGUGGAAUAAGUACUGGGUCGCCACCCUCAGUCAGAACCCGCUCUUCGCCUCCCAGGACUACGGCAGUAAGCAGAUCAUGGAUCUCAGCCAGAAGGUCCGGCGCGCCACCCGCGGCAUGGAGGGCAAUGUGUCCCGAGGCAAUGUGACCCAGGUCCGGGAUCCCCAGCUGGACCGCAUCGCUCGGGACGGCCAGCGGAUUGCGUCGGAGGAGGUCAAAGGGCUGCUCGCCGCGGAGGUGAAGAGGAAGCUCUUCCAAAACAUCGGACAGGGAGAUGCGACAGAUGCAGCGCCGCAGCCCAGAUGAUCUAGACAAGCUUUGUAUUCAGUAAUGAGGAAGAGUGAAGCUACCUGGGCGGGAUUGACCUCUGCACUACGUUCAUUGCGCAACUAUGUUAGCAAGGAGCUGAUUCUUGAGCCCUGACGGGUGAGCGCCAUUGAUAUGGUCUAUACACUAAAGUAUGAGGUGUAUCCUCGGUAGUAGAACAAAUAAGUACAGGUGACAAUCAUAGAAAGGUAAAAUCACAGUUGGAACCACGUUCCAACAAAGAUCACAUGCCUGUGCAACAUGUGUCAUGACAUAUUAUUCAUCAAUCCGAACAAUGAGUAAGACCCUUCGGGGGAAGACGAUCAACACCAGGUGAGAGAUCACAGGAUCGUCGGUAUGCGUACAAGAAGC